AUGGUCGUAUCGUCUGAUGACAGCUAACAUUAAAAAUGUUUCGAAAAGCGUUCCACACCAGGUCGAAUAUCGCCAUUCGUGGGUCUGAUCGGCGCAAGCUUCGCAGCACAAUCUGUGAGCAGUUUCCAAGGUUGGACGCAGAUCAAGUUGCCGAACUCACGCCCAACAAAGAUGAUAUGACUGUCAUGAAGAUUAUUACCCAUGCAGAUUGUAUUGUGUAUGUAUACUGCUUGACGGGGACACCUGUGUUUUUCCAGAUUGAGAAACAGCUUUAUCCAACAGUUUACACACUGUGGAAGCACCCAGAUCUACUUCCCAGUCUAUCAACAUGGCCGCCAGUCCUGGACAAGAUAUCUGGAGGAGCAGACUUAAUGCUACCAGGCGUUGUACCACAGAAUGGAGGUUUACCACAACUCAGCAAAGGGCAGCUGUGUGCCGUUGCCCUUGUUGGAAAUCAAGCCGCUGUUGCUAUAGGCCGCGCCUCCAUGGCAACCGUUGAUAUGGUAGCCAAUGGAAUGAAAGGGAGAGGUGUUCAGGUCAUCCAUUGUUUUAAAGAUAUGCUUUGGUCCAUUGGAGAUAAAUCACCAUUGCCUGAACUUCCUCUGCCUAACUUAGAAGUUGAUACCCAAGACGGUAACUCCACCAACCCAUCAUCAUCUCCUGAGCCGGGGAAUCCUCUUCCUGAUGCUGGUCAGGAUGAGAAGGGACUUCAUCUUGAUGGACUGAGUCUUGAAGAUGCUUCAGCCGGGAUUGCAGGUGAUGAUGUCAGAGUUGGGGAGAUGGAAGAAGGAGAAGAAGAAGAUCCAAUAUCUGCAUCAGAUCGGAUGGAUAAGCUGUUAUACCAAUGCACUUUGCAUUGUCUCAAAUCGUCUGUCAAGUCCACUGAUUUACCCCUCCUUACAAGCAACUUCUAUAGGUCACAUAUUGUACCCUGCUGUCCAGAGGACCAGACGCUGGACAUGAAGAAGACAAGCUUCAAGAAGCUGUCUAAGUUCCUUCAAAUGCUGCAAGGUCAAGGGUUACUCAAGGUCAAAGAGGAGAAGAAAGGAAUUGACUUCAUCGUGUCUGUGGACAAAGACCAUCCAGACCUGCGCUCAUUCAUUGUGCCAACAUCAACCAGUGAAACACAGGACCCUAGGGACAGUAAGAAUCAACCUGCUGCGUCUGGUGGUGGUUCAUUCGAGGUCAAACUUCUAUGUGGUGUCUCUGGUGAUAUGCUGCCAGUACUACGCUCAUCGGGGUACAGCAAAGGUGAUUGGAUGACCCAUGAAACCUUGAGAGAUGCUGUGACUAACUACAUCAGACUCAAUGACCUUGUUGAUAAAGCUGAUGCCAAGUUUGUCUAUUUAGACGGCACAUUGCACGAUGCUCUCAUCAACCGAUCUGAAGGCUAUGUGGACAAGCUAAGAUGGGAUCAGUUAUUUAGCAGGUGUAAUGGGAAAAUGACAUCUGGCUAUGAGGUCUUAGUUGGAGGUCAAAGGUCAUCAAAUCCAAAAAGUGUAAGAAAGGGAAAAUUGCAGCCAAUCCAGCUCAAGAUUGAGAAAAAAUCUGGCAAUAAGAAUGUUACAGUCAUACAAAACCUGGAGUUUUAUGGCAUAGAGCCCAAGGAGUUUGCACACCGACUUCAAGUAGGUGUGGCAGCCAGUAGCUCCAUCAGUCAGAUGCCAGGUCAAGGGUCAGGGUCGCAGGUCAUCAUACAAGGGAAACAGAUUCGGUUCAUUGAGACGCUACUAACAGAUCAUUACAAGAUCCCAAAGAAACACAUCCAAGGUUUAGAGCUUGCCGCCAAAACAGGAAAAAAGAAAAGGUGACAUAGCAACCAUACCAGCGAGUCAGCGAUGGUGAAUGGACGAGUCAUUGUGCUAUAGAAAGACAGUGGUGUUCUUGUUGUUAAGGAACUCUUAUGGCAAAAAACUAAACCCUUUGAUCAGGGUUCCCGAUGUAAAGGGCUUUAAUAUAUCUUGUGCUAUGCAAAGAGAGUGGUGAAAUGUGUGUUUCAAUCCUGGGCAUUCAGCAAUAAAAUGGUCUUAGCCAGUGGUCUCAGACCAGGCAGUUAUAGCCAGCUAUCACCUUUGACAGUCUAAGCUUAGUCAGUCAAUCAAGGCACUGGGAUGGACACUAUUGGUAAUUACGCAAAAUAAUUGUUAGCAUAAAAACUUACUUGCAUGGUAACGAGCAAUGGAGAG
Asterias rubens (European starfish) is the source of this 2186-nucleotide messenger RNA. RefSeq names its product eukaryotic translation initiation factor 2D-like. Gene Ontology annotation, biological process: formation of translation preinitiation complex; translational initiation. The record is from RefSeq and is a predicted model, not a curated record. The transcript has 13 exons. Gene Ontology annotation, molecular function: translation initiation factor activity; RNA binding. NCBI's taxonomy places the organism in Eukaryota, Metazoa, Echinodermata, Asteroidea, Forcipulatida, Asteriidae. The coding region runs from base 36 to 1811 and encodes 591 amino acids.